UGGCAGCACGUGUUCGAGACGAUUUCGGUUGCUGGUUCUUGAAGAUUUGCAGCCAUUGCAGCGUUGUAUUUGUUUUUCCGUUGAUGAAAAUAAUUAUUCUGUUAAUGAAAUCGAAGUAUUGUAUUGUUAUUUGUAAAGUUUAGUUCGUUAUUUCGUCGUGAAUUAUUAUUCUGGAUAAAAAUUCAUACGAAGUCCGUUACGGCAAAUUAUACUGAUGUCAUGUCUUCGAAAUUUACGUAGCAUCGUUCCGUUUUCCGAAGGAGUUUAUAACAUUAGUUCCUGAGUCGUUUUCGCUUUAACGAUCGGUUAGUGCGUGUUUCCAAAAUGAUUGCUAAUGAGCAUUCGAAGCAUUACGGUGCUUUUCUUGGAAAAGCUGCCGAAGAUACUGUGGAUUUCGCUAACGAUAUGGAACUAGAUCACGAUUACGAUAUUCUACCAACUAUCGCAGCUGAAAAUGCCGCUCUUAAAGUUAAAUUAAAACAAGAAUGCGAUAUUGCUCACGUUACGAAGAAUAACAUUAGUAAAGCUGAUAUUCGUAUCGAAGCGUUAAAGCGCGAUAUUGCUCAUUGCGACGAACUAAUCGAAACCAAAACCCAGGAACUCGCUAAAUUAGGAGAAGAAUUGACAAAUUUAUGUAUUUCUCGCGAACACAUUCGAAGUAACACCGAGAAUUUGAAAAGACAACACGAAUUGAUUGCGAUCGAAGAUGAUCAACGGAAAAAGGAACAGGACUCAGUUCGCUCCAAUUACGAAAAAAUGAUCAGGAAUAGAAAGGAAAUCUUCAACUCGAAUCGUCUCGUUGUGCGAAGAAAUAAUCUUCGAAAUCAAUGCGAAGGAGCUCGAAUUCAAUCAGCUGUCCUUGAAGAACGCCUUAAAGAGCUGCACCGACAAAAGAGACAAUUUCGUGAAAUUCAAAAUUUGCAUUUAAAAUCGGCGUCUGUCGAAUUGGCUCAAGUCUGGCUAGACAAUAAGAACGAAAAAGAUCGUAUCGUUCCGUUGAAAAAUAAAUUACGUGAAAAAAAAGAAACGUUCGAUAAAAUAUUGGCCGCAAAAUCUAAAGCAGAAAAUGAUACUAGAAGUCCAGGUUCACGUUUUGUUAGUUUACCGAUGCCGACAUUUUCGCAGCCGUUGAGUAUACCGUCGUUAAAUGCGGAAGAAACCGAAUUGACCAAAUAUUUUCGUAGAAUUAAUGUAUUCAAGAAAAGUCGAUCUCCGUGUUUGUUACCUAACGUGUUAGCACGUACGAUUUCUCUCAAAGAAAAAGAACCCAGUUCUUCGAAGAAUACUCAAGCUUCAAAUCCUAGUCCGGUGAUGAAAAGUUCUACUCUAAAUUCGAAUGAAAAGCUCGAUAUAAUCGAGAAAAAAUCUUCCGAAUCACCAAAACUCAGUCUAGAAGAAGCGACGAAAACACGAGCUUUCCAACCAGUGAACUCAGCAAACGCGGUAUCGGAAGAAAUCGUUGAAAUCAAACUACAAGAUAGCGAUCCAGCUGCGAUAACCGAAAAACCGCGCCAAACGCCGGCGUUCGUGUUAGAUAAGCAUUCGCCUAAUUCUCCGGAAAAGGUCAACUCUAAAUUCAAACCGGUGGAAAAACACGUAUCGCCUUUAACUGUGUCACGAAUGUCACCGCUGAAUACGCCGUCUAAUAAAUCACCAAUGCGUAUCUCUCGUAUACCAGUUCCGCUAUCGACUAGCUCCCCCAUUAAUGCUAACUCCCGUAUACCUGUACGAUUCUCACCGGUGAACGUGAAACAGAAACGAGAUUACGUUGAAAAAGAAAACAUCUCUCAUAGAAUGAACACGGUGAAAAAAAUCGAUCGCAGUUCACCUUUGGAUAUUUUGAUCGAUACGACUGAUGUGAGCAGAAAAGGCCAAGCUUUCAAAAGAUCCGACGUUGGUAGUCCGAAGAAAGGAAUCAAAUGCCCUAAAAUGGAUUACGCUUAUCUCAACGCGAACUUGAAUGCAACUAAAAAUCUGCACGAUAACGACGAAAUGUUUACCAAAGAAGUUGAUCAAGAUAGACGACAAAUUCGAAAAAAUUAUCGCAGCAGGGAUGAGUUCAGCGUCGAAAACGCAAUUAACGAAAUUAAUAAUGAAAAUAACCCGAUGAUUAAAUCGUACAUGGAACGGAUGCGAAUGAUGAGAGAAGAAUACGGCGGUAAAGAUUCGCGUAAUGAGAAAUACGAAGACGAUAUCGAAGUAAUACAAGAACCAGCGAAAGAUUCCAAAAAAUCUGACGUUGUGGCUCGUGAAUCGUACGGGCAUUUGAAUAAAAACGCCUAUGUACCCAAAAGUGUAUCAGAUUCGGACGAAAUACCGACCAUAGAAGUGGACCAAAUUGAAGACGAUAUCGAUGAGAAUGACAUAUCGAUUAAAUCACACUACGAUAGAAUGAACGCGUUACGAGGAUACGUCAAUAAAGAUACCCGUAAAGACAUCCGUGAAACGGACGAUAUCGAAAUGCUUAAAAAAUCUACAAAAGAUUCCAAAAGGCCGGAAACAUUCGCACGUGAAGCACACAAAACCGACUCGAGGCAUUUUAUUAAAGACCAAACUGACGUGUGCAACAAAUACAACGAUGAGUUUUCCAAACACAGCGAGAAAUUCCAAACCAACUAUCGUGCCGAUCCCAAAGAUUUCAGAGCCAUUGAAAAAGUUAAUUUGGAAGCCAAUCUGAAGCAUUCUGUUUCUCGUUUCGAAAAAAUGGACGAAAUUACUAAAAAACUACCUGAUAAAAUGGACAGAUUUGGGAACAAGUACAACGACCCAGGUUAUUCGACAAAUAACGAAAAUUCGGGCGAAUUUUUCGAAAAGUUAUCCAAAUCUUCGUCUUCGUCGUCCGAUUAUAGAAAUCGUUCAGAGGCGUUUUCUCCGUUCGGUAGUUUUACAUCACCUCCAGAUUCGAAUAAGUAUUCACCGCCGUUUGCAGCCCUGGGUGAAAGAGGAGGAUCGAUGUUCAGUUACGAUACCGGUGUUAACCAGCUAUUCGGCUCAUCGACAGAUGGUACCAGUAGCCAAUCGCAAAACCAGAAUAACGGAUUUUUCGGAUUCAGUUUCACUAGUUCAAUGGAACAAAAUGACCAGCCUUUGAAAAUGUUCUAGUAUUAUUAACGGCGCGAGAAGUACCAAGUUAGUUGUUAUUUAAUUACUGAUUCAGUUCGCGAUUCGCGUUUAAAAUUAUUAUUUUUUUUACUGAUCUAUCAGUAUUUUUUUCAGUUUUGUUUCCUUUUAAGUAGUUUUCUUUUUGUUUUAGUUUAAUUUUUUGCUCCCUUUCUAUUAGAUGCAAUAAAAAAAUCAUUCGUGUUGAUUA
This is a messenger RNA of Planococcus citri (citrus mealybug), 3310 nucleotides long. RefSeq lists its product as uncharacterized. Bases 325 to 3102 code for a protein of 925 amino acids. NCBI's taxonomy places the organism in Eukaryota, Metazoa, Arthropoda, Insecta, Hemiptera, Pseudococcidae. The record is from RefSeq and is a predicted model, not a curated record. The transcript has 14 exons.